AUGGCAUCAUUUUUACUUUCAGAAUGUCUCGAAAAGAUUUUUUUAAAUCUUCUUGAAUAUCCUUCUGUAAAUAUACGAAUUUACACAUCAACUAAAGAUUUAUAUUCUUGUACGUUAGUAUCAAGACAUUGGUGUAGAAUCUCCACACCAUUCUUAUAUGAAUAUCCAUUUCAUCAUUUUCGUCAUUUGUCUUAUCCUAACAUAACAUAUUUUAAAUUGAUUCGUACAUUAUUAAGUUGCAUUCCUAAAUCUGAAAUCGAACAAAUUAUUUUAUCAAAUUUUUCAAUUAAACAAAAAUUAUAUUAUAAACCAAAAUCUUUAGAUAUAUCAACAACUUUUAAUUAUACAACUUUUAUUCGUGGAUUAAUUUUUAGUGAUUUAUCUGAACCAUUAUUAUUUUUUUAUCGUAAAAUAUGGUUACCUCCAUAUAUUCCUGAUAGUAAUAAUAUAAAGAAUGAUCAAUUCUCAAAAAUAUCAAUCCCAAUUAUGAAUCAUCUUGUAAAUUUCUUAUGUAAACAUUGUAAUAAUUUAAGAACUCUUGAAUUUCCAUUUAGAGUACAAAAUAAUAAGCUUUUUAAUAGUACAAUUGAAUUAUUAACAAAUAAAGAUUGUGUUGAAAAAAGUAAAUUAAGUGACUUAAAAGAAUUAUUUUAUAUUAAUAGAAGUAAUGAGAUUACAUUAUCAACAAAAGAUUUUUAUUCAACUCUUUCAAGUAAUAUUAGUAAAUUAGAUUUACUUUAUAAUGAAGGAAUUAAUUCUCUUGAAAAAGUAAAUUCUUUAUCUCAAUUUAUUUCUUUACAAAAAAAUUUACGACAUAUUAUAUUAUCUGAACCUAAAUAUGGUUCUAUGCUAUAUAAUAUUGAACAUUAUAAUAUUAUAUUUAAUUCUUUAACAACACAAAAUGAAAGUUUGAAGGCAUUGGAAUUUAAAUAUUUAUCUUUUUCUGGAAUAGAUGAAAUGGCAUUAAAUUCAUUAUGUUCACUUAAAAAUAUUAAAGAAUUAAAAUUAUAUAAUUGUAGAAAGAUAGAUAAUAAUUUAAAUGCUUGGGCGAAGAAACUUACAAUACUUGAAGAUUUUGAAUAUGUAGCAUAUUAUUAUGCAUCUAUUUCAGAAGAUUUCUUGGAUCAAAUCAUUAAAUCAUCUUCAACUACUUUAACUAAAUUUGCUAUAAAAUUUAAAAGGUCAGAUAACCAACAAUCAAUAUUUCAACAAAUUCCACUUUACUUAAAUUUAUUAACUUAUUUGGUCCUUCCUAAAGUUUGUCCUGAUGAGUUGAUUUCUAUAUUUAAAUCAUGUACUAAAUUAGUUUAUAUUAGUGUAAAAUUAUCUGAAUCAAUUGAUUUAUCAUGGGGUGAAAAUUUUAAAAAUUUAGGUAAAUUUAUUCCUAAAAAUUUACAAAGAAUUCAUUUUAAAGAUAUUGAUAAAGAAUAUAUGUUUAAUAGCAAUGCAUUAAGAUUAUUUUUUAAAGAUUGUAAAUAUAAGGAUGGAAAGUUAAAGUUUUUAAGAAUAAAAGGAAAAUUAAUUUUGAGUCAGGAUUAUUUUGAUGUUGCCAGUGAAUUUGGUAUAAAAUUAAUUAACAAAAGAAAGUUAUAUUAA
Molecule: messenger RNA, 1596 nt
Organism: Rhizophagus irregularis DAOM 181602=DAOM 197198
Lineage: Eukaryota; Fungi; Glomeromycota; Glomeromycetes; Glomerales; Glomeraceae
Source: RefSeq, a predicted model, not a curated record